CAAGUCUGUUAUGACAAUAAUGUUGGGGUCAGUGUUGGCACCGAUUUGCCAGACAUACGAGUGCUGUCUCAUAGGGCUUAUAGUGGCGGCGAUCGCGUACUACUUCUUUUCGUGGAGGAAUUCCUUCAACUAUUGGAGGGGUCGACACAUUUGUGGUCCAAAACCCUUCCCUAUAUUCGGAAACCUUUUGAGUUUAUCCCUAAACCCUCGACCAUUAGUGGAGUUGGAAUGGUAUAAGAAAUACGGCAAAAUUUAUGGAACAUACAUAUCAGGGAAGCCCAGGCUAACAGUGGCCGUCCCGGAGCUCAUCAAACAAAUUCUGGUCAAAGAUUUCCAUACAUUUCGUAACCGAUCCACGGAAAAGGGCGCCUCCAGUCAGAGGUCCAGGGAUGAAAACUGGCGACGAGUGCGGGCUAUAGUCAGCCCUACCUUCACGUCCGGAAAGAUGAGGCGAAUGUAUCCUCUGAUCAGCCGGUGCUGCGAAGACUUCCUCAAUAGUGUGGACAGGGAUGUGACGAAUGGUAUGAUUGAAGUCGAGUUGAAGCGACUGAUGGGCGCCUACACUAUGGAUGUGAUCGUCAGCUGCGCCGUUGCCACGAAAACCAAUACAUACGCCGACCCUAACAACCCGUUCACUACCAGAGCGUUCACUUUUGUCAACCAUCCCGUGUGGAAAGGCGUGUUAGCAAUGUUAUUGCCUUCAGUGAUCGUAAACACUAAUAUAUACCGACGUAUUGUAAGCCACGGAAGUAAUGAGCGAAAGUUUUUCAACAACUUUACGCGAAGUUUAAUACAGAAACGAAAGGAAAACAAUGAAAAACAUAACGAUUUUCUGCAGCUAUUAAUGGACGCCGAGAUACCCGAUGGAGACGUACGAGAGGCCAGUGAUGCCAAUGAAGCGCAUCAUGUGAAUGAGGGCAGGGAUGAGAUGGCGGCCAAUGUCGAGGCUUUCAAAGGGGUGUUGGAGAAGAAGUUGACUGAAGACGAGAUAUUAGCGCAAUGUUUCCUCUUUUUCACCACCGGUUACGAGACAACUGCCACUACUCUGUCGAUCUGUACGUAUGAGUUGGCACUCAAUCCGGGACUUCAGGACAGACUCUAUGGGGAGACGAAAGAGGCGUUCAAUGAAAAGGGAGAAAUGGAUUACGAUGUGCUGUCGAGACUACCAUUCCUGGACGCACUCCUAUCGGAAACUCUUCGCCACUAUCCGCUGGGACUUCGACUCGAGAGGGAAGCCAUGGAAGACGUAAUGUUAGGCGACACUGGAGUGAUGAUCGAGAAGGGAGUGAUCGUUGAGAUCCCGGUGUAUGCCAUGCAUCACGACCCCGACCAUUACGCGGAUCCAUUUACCUUCAACCCGGAUAGGUUUAUGCCCUCAAACCGGGGUCAUAUCAAACCCUAUACAUACCUGCCGUUCGGAUCGGGUCCACGACAUUGUAUUGCAAUGCGAUUCGCGUUAUUGGAGGUAAAGGUAGCCUUAGCUAAGAUGUCGCAGAGGUUUCGCUUCUCCAGAGUCACCGCCACUGACGUCCCCAUAGUCUUCAGGAAGGGACAGAUCAUAUUGAAGCCAAAACCUCUUGUGGUGGGCCUUCAGAGGCGUUCAAAAUAAUUUUGUGUCACAUUUUAUAGACAAUUAGUGGAUCAUUGUAUGCCAUAAA
Molecule: messenger RNA, 1658 nt
Organism: Oppiella nova
Lineage: Eukaryota; Metazoa; Arthropoda; Arachnida; Sarcoptiformes; Oppiidae
Source: the annotation of a GenBank genome assembly